GUCAGUGUGUCAGAGACCGUCUGAGUGCGCGCACACUCACUGCGCCCCCUCUCACAUACCCUUUGGCACACACAGACACACUCGCCACGCGCACGCGCACCGACGCGCACACAGAUAGUGACUCGCUCUGUCGGAGCCGGGAGGAGAGGGAAGGAGAGAGCUCCUGUUUAUUUGCCUCCAACUUCUCUCUUUGCUUCUACUUGUGUCUCUCUGUCUCUUCUUAUCCACCAAUGCGAGGAUUUUAUCACUGUUCUCACUGUUAUUGUCACUGCUGUCCCGAACUAAGGAAAACCAGUUUACGGACCAGACGGGAGUAUGUAAAAUAAUCAGCACCACUGAGCUAAACAAGAAGAAAAAGACGAACAGACAUGGAUAAACGGAGUUACUCUCACGUUUUGCCUGCAGUUUUCCUCUACUUUGUACUUUGUGGAUUUACUGAUGGACAAUUCUUUCCAGGUGGCUGUACAUUUGAAGAGUCGUAUAGCAGCUGUGGGUACAGCGUCUCUCUGGGAACCAAUGGAUUUACCUGGGAACAAGUCAACUCCUGGGAAAAACCAACUAUGGACCCUGCCCUGCCUACUGGUUCAUUCAUGGUGGUGAACGCGUCGGGCCGGGCGUCGGGACAGAAGGCCCACCUGUACAUGCCCACUCUGAAGGAGAAUGACACCCACUGCAUCGACUUCCUUUACUCUCUGUCCAGCCGGGAUGGAGCCAGCCCGGGCACACUCAACGUCUAUAUCAAGGUGAAUGGAGGUGCUCAGGGUAACCCAGUAUGGAACGCCUCUGAUACUGUCACUGAAGGCUGGGUGAAGGCUGAGCUGGCCAUAUCCACAUUCUGGCCCAACUCCUAUCAGGUAAUAUUCGAAGCAGUUUCAGUCCAAGGCCAUCCAGGUUUCAUCGCCAUCGACGACAUACGAGUUUUGGCUCACCCCUGCCGUAAAGCUCCUCACUUCCUGCGUCUGCAGAACGUGGAGGUGAAUGUGGGUCAGAAUGCUACGUUUCAGUGUACUGCUGGAGGGAAAUGGUCUCAGCAUGAUAAACUCUGGCUCCAGCAGUGGAAUGGUAAGGAUACAGCGUUGAUGGUGACCAGGGUGGUGAACCACCGUCGUUUCUCUGCAACCGUCAGCGUUGGCGACACGUCACAGCGCAGCACCAGCCGCUACCGCUGUGUCAUCCGAUCAGACGGCGGGUCGGGGGUGUCCAACUAUGCCGACCUCAUUGUUAAAGCUCCACCCACCCCCAUUGCUCCGCCCGAGCUUCUCGCUGUUGGCGCCACCUACCUUUGGAUCAAACCCAACGCCAACAGCAUCAUCGGCGAUGGGCCGAUCAUCCUGAAGGAGGUGGAAUACCGGACCACCUCAGGGAACUGGGCAGAGACCCAUGUGGUCGACUCCCCCACCUAUAAGCUGUGGCAUCUAGACCCAGAUGUGGAGUACGAAAUCAAGGUCCUGCUGUCCAGACCUGGGGAGGGAGGAACAGGGCCUCCGGGGCCAUCGCUGGUCACCAGGACCAAAUGUGCAGAUCCAGUCCAUGGUCCCCAAAACGUCAAUGUGGUGGAUGUCAGAGCCCGCCAGCUGACUAUACAAUGGGAGACGUUUGGGUAUGCUGUGACACGCUGCCACAGCUACAAUCUGACGGUGCAGUACCAGUAUGUGUUCAACCAGCAGGAGUUUGCAGCAGAGGAGUUGAUCCAGACGUCAUCACAUUACACUCUGAGGGGCCUGAGGCCCUUUGUCACGGUUAGACUGCGGCUGGUCCUGGCCAACCCCGAAGGCAGCAAAGAGAGUGAAGAGAUAGUCAAACAGACAGAGGAGGAUGUGCCUGGCUCUGUGCCGAUGGAGUCUCUGCAGAAUACGCCCUACGAAGAGAAGAUCUUCAUGCAGUGGAAAGCUCCUAACGAGACCAACGGAGUCAUCACACUGUACGAGAUCACGUACAAGGCCCUGAGCUCGUUGGACCCCAGUGCAGAUCUGACAACCCAGAGGGGACGGGUGUUCAAGCUAAGGAAUGAGACCCAUCAUCUGUUUGUUGGUCUCUACCCGGGGACCACGUACUUUUUCACCCUCAAAGCCUCCACGAACAAGGGCUUCGGCCCGCCUGUCACCACCCGCAUCACCACCAAGAUAGCAGCUCCAGUGAUGCCAGAGUAUGAGUCUGAGGCUCCACUGAAUGAGACAGAGACCACCAUAACCAUCCUGCUGAAGCCUGCCCAGUCUCGUGGAGCACCUAUCAGCUCGUACCAGCUCGUUGUGAAGGAAGAGCGCAAGUCCAAGACCCGCCGCGCUGCCUCUGAAGCUCCCGAGUGUUUCUCCGCCCCUGUCAGCUUCCGCAAUGCCUCCAUCUUGGACUCGUCAUACUACAUCGCUGCUGAGCUGCCUCCAUCCAGCCUCACAGUUGUGCAGCCAUUCACAGUGGGGGACAACAAAAGCUAUGGUGGUUUCUGGAAUCCUCCGUUAUCUCCUGCCAAGAGCUACAGCAUCUACUACCAGGCUAUGAGCAGAGCCAAUGGGGAAACCAAAAUCAACUGUGUCCGCCUGGCUAACAAAGUGGUAAUAGGUAGGGGACAAAUAACAACGCCGUACAUUCUAGUCAUCCCAAGCGAAGGUGCAUCCACUCAGGACUCAGAUGCCAUGGAGCCAGAGAAGCAGGUGGACAGCACAGUGAAAAUGGCCGGAGUGAUUGCAGGAAUCCUCAUGUUCAUCAUCAUCCUCCUCGGUGUCGUCCUCACCUUCAAACGCAGAGAGAUUCACACAUGGAGAACUCUGAGCGUGGGAAGACAUGCUUAUUCCUACUCUUAUUACCUGAAGCUGGCAAAGAAGCAGAAGGAGACUGCCAGCAGCUCCACUCAGCAGAGGGAGAUGGGUCCGGUCACCACAGCUGAUAAGAGCACCACUAAAGUCAGCACCCUGCACAAAGAUGACCCCUUCUCCACCUCCAACCAGGACCUCAACGGAUUCACCUCCCCCUCUAGCUGCUCCUUCUCUGUGCAGGGAAGCAAGACGCUGCAGAGCAAAUCCCUGCUGAAUUCCUACUACUCAGUGUCCAAAGAGCCAGUUCCAGCCACAACUUCUAUAGACAGUAGCCAGCCAUCACUCGCCCAGCCCUCUCUGACCCUGCAGAGUUUUCCCUAUGGAGGCUGUGAGUCUGUGGAGCUCUCCUACCAGAGUGGUCAGUUCCAGGCGGGCCAGUUUCAGCCGGCUAUUCGAGUUGCAGACCUCCUCCAACACAUCACCCAGAUGAAAUGUGGACAGGGCUAUGGUUUCAAGGAGGAAUAUGAGGCUUUGGCAGAGGGACAGACGGCGCCCUGGGAGACGGCCAAGAAGGACGAGAAUCGCAACAAGAAUCGCUAUGGCAACAUCAUCGCUUACGACCACACCAGAGUCCGACUGCAGCUGCUGGAUGGAGACCCCCACUCUGACUACAUCAACGCCAAUUAUAUUGAUGGGUACCAUAGACCCAGACAUUACAUCGCCACACAAGGGCCCAUGCAGGAGACAGUGAGGGAUUUCUGGAGGAUGGUCUGGCAGGAAAACUCGGCCUCUAUCGUCAUGGUAACCAACCUGGUGGAGGUGGGCAGGGUGAAGUGUGUGCGUUACUGGCCUGAUGAGACAGAGGUGUAUGGAGACAUCAAGGUGACCCUGAUAGAAACCGAACCGCUGGCAGAAUACGUCAUACGGACAUUCACCGUCCAAAAGAAGGGUCAUCAUGAGAUCCGCGAACUCCGUCAGUUCCAUUUCACCAGCUGGCCUGACCACGGCGUUCCCUGUUACGCCACCGGACUGCUGGGCUUCAUUCGACAGGUCAAGUUCCUCAACCCACCAGAUGCCGGGCCCAUAGUGGCACACUGCAGUGCCGGAGCAGGGAGGACGGGCUGCUUCAUCGCAGUGGACAUCAUGUUGGACAUGGCAGAGAAUGAAGGAGUGGUGGACAUUUUCAACUGCAUCCGAGAGCUGAGAUCACAACGAGUCAACAUGGUGCAGACAGAGGAGCAGUAUGUGUUUGUUCACGAUGCCAUCUUGGAGGCGUGUCUAUGUGGGAACACAGCCAUACCAGUGUGUGAGUUCAGAGCCAUUUACUACAACAUCAGCAGACUGGACCCACAGACCAACUCCAGCCAGAUUAAAGACGAGUUCCAGACUCUGAACAUAGUGACCCCCAGAGUCCGUCCAGAGGACUGCAGCGUGGGUUUGCUACCCAGGAACCAUGACAAGAACCGCAGUAUGGACGUUCUGUCAGCAGACCGAUGCCUGCCUUUCCUCAUAUCUGUGGAUGGAGAGAGCUCCAAUUACAUCAAUGCUGCAUUAAUGGAUAGCCACAAACAGCCUGCGGCCUUCAUUGUUACCCAGCAUCCUUUGCCAAACACCAUGGGCGAUUUCUGGAGGCUGGUGUUCGACUACAACUGCUCUUCCAUUGUAAUGCUCAAUGAGAUGGAUGCAGCGCAGUUAUGUAUGCAGUACUGGCCAGAGAAGAGUUCAUGUUGCUACGGUCCCAUCCAAGUGGAGUUCAUAUCGGCAGAUAUUGAUGAAGACAUCAUCAACCGAAUCUUUAGGAUCUGCAACAUGGCCAGGCCACAAGACGGUUACCGCCUGGUGCAGCACUUCCAGUUCAUUGGCUGGCCCGCCUACAGGGACACACCUCUCUCCAAACGCUCCAUCCUCCAGUUGGUCAGGAGGCUGGCUAAGUGGCAGGAGCAGUAUGACGGAGGAGAUGGGAGGACUGUUGUACACUGCCUUACUGGCGGAGGGCGUUCUGGAACGUUCUGUGCCAUCUGCAGCAUCAAUGAGAUGAUCCAGCAGCAGAACAUUGUGGAUGUUUUCCACACUGUCAAAACACUGAGGAACAACAAGACAAAUAUGGUGGAGACUAUGGAACAGUACAAGUUCUGCUAUGAAGUGGCUCUGGAGGCACUCAGCUCCUUCUGAUUGGCUGUGGGUCAAAAUUCUCUUUUCUGAUUUGCCGUUGAUGCUGCCUGUCAUUCUCAAC
This is a messenger RNA of Lates calcarifer (barramundi perch), 4983 nucleotides long. It is a transcript of the gene ptprt, whose product is annotated as protein tyrosine phosphatase receptor type T. Gene Ontology annotation, molecular function: protein tyrosine phosphatase activity; protein binding. The transcript has 38 exons. Bases 369 to 4922 code for a protein of 1517 amino acids. Gene Ontology annotation, biological process: protein dephosphorylation. The record is from RefSeq and is a predicted model, not a curated record. Lineage: Eukaryota; Metazoa; Chordata; Actinopteri; Centropomidae. Gene Ontology annotation, cellular component: membrane.